This is a messenger RNA of Camellia sinensis, 606 nucleotides long. Lineage: Eukaryota; Viridiplantae; Streptophyta; Magnoliopsida; Ericales; Theaceae. The record is from RefSeq and is a predicted model, not a curated record.
AUGAAGAGGGAAGCAUCUUCCCUGAAAAAAGAGAUCAAAUCUCUUGAAUCAAGGAUGAAAAAACUGGAGGAUCAGGCCGAGGCGGCUACUAAGGCCCAGCAGAUGGCCGAAGAGAAAGCGGAGUCUGCUGAGGCUAUUCGAAAAGUAGCUGAAGCUGAGAAGAAUGAGGCUGAAGUAAAAAAGGCCCAGGCUGAGAAGGAGCUCCAGCAGGCUUUGGCCACCAAGGAGGUCGAAGUCAAAAAGGCUGAUGAAAAGGUUGAAGACGAGUCAAAGCUUGAGGCUGAUGCCAAGGAUGAGGAUGAAGAGAAGAAUGAUGAUGAGGCCUUGGUGAGAAAACCCAAGGAUGCUGCUGAAACUAAGUCCCCUCCUCCUGCUGAGCAAGUGAUGGAUUUAACCUUGGAUGAGGAGGGUGAUGAGGUUGGGGAGGCACCCAAGGAAAUUGCCAUCGGGCAACUAUCAUCCGACCUUCUUUUGGCUGAAAGAAAUCUGGACAAUACGCUGGCUGAGAUUGAUGCUGAGAUAGAAGCAGAAAAGGUUGCCGAGAAGGUUCCACCAGAAUCAUCCGAGGUCCCAGUCCCUGCAGCUGCUAAUACUGAAGAGUCUUGA